Messenger RNA from Cladophialophora psammophila CBS 110553, 960 nucleotides. RefSeq lists its product as uncharacterized. Bases 1 to 960 code for a protein of 319 amino acids. Lineage: Eukaryota; Fungi; Ascomycota; Eurotiomycetes; Chaetothyriales; Herpotrichiellaceae. The transcript has a single exon. The record is from RefSeq and is a predicted model, not a curated record.
AUGCCCGUGACCGAAAUCUAUAUCCUCCGGCAUGGCCACCGGCUUGCCUGGUCCUUGAACCCGAGAACGGGCAAGUACACUUCAAACCACCCGUUCCCGACACGCCUGCCAGCAGAUCCUCCUCUGGCGUCGCAUGGUGUUCGUCAGGCGCAAGAGACUGCAGCACAUCUCGGCGAAGCGUUCGCCGAUAUGAUCAAGCAAGACCGGUUGAGGGUAUACUCGAGCCUCUUUUAUCGAUGUCUCGAAACACUACACCCGGUGAUGGAGGCCAUACUUGCACAAGUGCCGGCGCCUGAUGUCAAAAGGAGGAGAAACCUACAAGUCCGCGGCGAAAGGGGGCUGGGCGAGUGGUUCGGCCGGGCCUGGUUUGUCCAACCUCGACCCGCGGAUCCAGAGAGACUACGGAAUGAGUUCUUCCCCUGGCUGGACGAGUCAUACUCUUCGCGGAUUAUCCCUCCGGAGAAUGGAGAACGGAUUCACGAACUGCACGACCGCGUGGCACGCGCGUUGGCAAGGGUCAUACAGGAUGUGGAUGAGGAGUAUUCGCGAGCUGGGAGGGGCGACGAAGACGUGGCCGUGUUGAUUUGUGGACAUGCUGCCCCGAUCAUUGCGAGUGGGAGGGCUUUGACUGGUGAGGUGCCCGAGGACUGGGAUGAGGAGGACUUCCGGUGUUUUACGUGCGGGAUCAGCAAAUUCGUGAGACGGAAACUGCCCCCUCCCUCUAGAGAUGAGAAAGGGGCGGAUGAAGAUUACUGUUACCAUGAUGAGGACUGGAGGAAUAAUGGCAUGGGCGUGGCCGGCGGUUGGGAUUGCAUCUGGAACAGCGAUUGCCGUCACUUGAGUCAAGGGGAGGAGAGAGGAUGGCAUUUCCACGGUGACGAGAGUUUCGAUUCUUACGAGGAUUUACAGGCGAGACCGAUCAAGACGUCGGACGGGAGUGUUCCUCAGUCGAAGUUAUGA